CUCUCCGCUUCCCUCCGCGGCUUCUCCGCCUCCGUUUCUGGAGAGGUUGCGGCGGCAGCUGGUGGCAUCGGAGGGAAUUCGGGUGCCGAGCGCCGUGGGAGCGACCACGCUGUGUGUCUAGACCGGCUCCGCAGCAGGCGCCUGGCUUGCGGACAGUGUAUGUUUGAUGACUUCUAAUGGGUGUGAGCAAGUUAGAUGUUCUGUACCGGAGACUGCUUCUCACAAAGCUUUUUAUCAGAGGAUGGGGAAGGCCAGAAGAUCUCAAAAGACUAUUUAAAUUCAGAAAGAUGAUUGGAAAUCGAGAAAAAUGUCAGCAUCUGGUUUCAAGUGAUUAUCCAGUCUACAUUGAUAAGAUUGAAGAGCAGUCAGACUGUAAGAUCCUAGACGGACAUUUUGUUUCUCCCAUGGCCCAUUAUGUGCCAGAUAUCAUGCCAAUUGAAUCUGUUAUUGCAAGAUUCCAAUUUAUUGUGCCUAAAGAAUGGAACAGCAAAUACAGACCAGUGUGUAUUCAUCUUGCUGGAACAGGAGAUCAUCAUUAUUGGAGACGAAGAACACUCAUGGCUCGCCCUAUGAUUAAAGAAGCCCGAAUGGCUUCUUUGUUAUUAGAAAAUCCUUAUUAUGGCUGCAGGAAACCAAAGGACCAAGUAAGGUCCAGCUUAAAGAACGUUUCUGACCUUUUUGUGAUGGGCGGAGCUCUUGUCUUAGAAUCUGCAGCUCUCUUACACUGGCUGGAGAGGGAGGGCUAUGGGCCUCUAGGAAUGACCGGCAUAUCCAUGGGAGGACAUAUGGCCUCUUUAGCGGUAUCUAACUGGCCGAAGCCCAUGCCAUUGAUUCCAUGUCUAUCUUGGUCCACAGCAUCAGGGGUCUUCACUACGGGUGUAUUGAGUAAAUCAAUUAAUUGGAGGGAGCUGGAAAGGCAGUAUUAUACACAAACAGUUUAUGAAGAAGAAAUUAUUCACAUGCUUGAAUAUUGUGGUAUGGAUUCUUUCAAAAUGGGACAAGAGUUCAUGGGACAUUUUCCUAGUGGUGAAGACAAAAUAACUAACCUUAAGCUGGUUUCCAGAACUUUAAAGCUAGAUUCAACAGACCAAGUUGGGUCCCCAAAAUCUGCUGAAUGCCUUACAUCUAAUAAAACACCUAUCGGCACCACAUCAGAAGGACUCUUAUUGCAAGACACUUCUAAGAUGGAAUGCUUCAAUAAAACACCUUCAAGUAGUUAUAGGAGUUGCAGUAGUCAGUCAUAUCACCUAGUUAAUAAAGAACCAAAAAGAAGUAAUCUACAGAAAGAACCUUUAAUAUUUAUGAAAGGAGUUAUGGAUGAAUGUACUCAUGUAGCAAAUUUCUCAGUUCCAGUUGACCCGAGCCUAAUUAUAGUGGUUCAAGCCAAAGAAGAUGCCUAUAUUCCACGAACAGGAGUUCGAAGUCUACAAGAAAUUUGGCCUGGUUGUGAAAUACGAUAUCUAGAAGGAGGUCAUAUCAGUGCUUAUCUUUUUAAACAAGGACUCUUUAGGCAAGCUAUCUAUGAUGCAUUUGAACGGUUUCUUCAUAAGUAUGCUAACUAAUUGGAUCACUGUACAUUACCAGAGUGCCCAUCAUCUAUCUUGCAAAAAGGAGAGUCAAUCGUCUGAUAAGAAAAACAAGCAGACAACACUUUGUAUCUAGUUAUUAACAAUGUAAUCCAGAAUUCAGUGUUGCAGAUCCAUUGACUUAUAAGUGUUAAAUACAUUUCAAUCAUAUAAAAUCAAUAUUUGGAUUAAACAAUAUUGAAAUACUUUGUUAUUCUUUGUGAGAUCUCAUAUUUAGUAUCUAUUGUUACUAUUUAUGGAACCUUAACAUUUUAAUUAUGAAUAAUUUAUUAGUUUCAAUAAAUUUAUUUGUAGAAACUUACUGGUGUUUAAUAGCAUUCCUAAGUCAGCAAAAUAUGUAGUAGUUCAGCCUGAAAUACAUACUGUAACAAGAAAUUUCUGUUAACUGACUUAAGAAAGGUGUUUAUUUCUUUUUGGUUCCAUAGUGAAUUUUCUAGUGCUGUUUUCAACAUUAGUUAAUAUGCUAUGGAACUAUUUAUGAUGUACAAAAUUAGUAUUAAAUUUGAAUUCUAAAAAAUAUCAGUUGUUUAUAAAUACUUUUAAUAGUCAAAAUGGGUUCUGAAAUGCAGAGAUGAUACUUAAGAAUUGACCAGAAUUUAAAACUUUGUCAAAUAUUAAGUUUUAAAAAUGCCAUACAUAUUUCCCAGCUUGAAAAGUCUCAGUUCUGGCAAAAUGGAAAUACAAUAGAAAACUUACUGCAUUAAUUUAUGGUACUGUGUCUAAUAUUUUCUUAUGUGCGUACUUUGAGUUUGCUAAACACCUAACCGUAUUUUAGACUUAGUACUUCACAACUUUGACUUUAGUUUCAGAAUUUAAUAACCAUAUAUAAAUUUUAUCUGUACCAUGUGAAUAUCUUUUUAAAACGAGAGUGGAUGGCUAUCCUUGGUGCUUUUCUUCUUGUGUUAAGCUUCUCAACUUGAGAGCAACAAUAUUAAAAACAAAACUGGAAAAUAUUUCUUGGUGUCUUGUGAAGAUUUAGAGUAAACAUCUUUGACCUUUUUAAAAAUCUCUUUUGUCUAUAAAUUAUUUUAAAAUAUGUGUUCUCAUCCUCAGGAUAUUUUAAUUAUAAUAUUCCUUGUAGCCUUUGUAAUGGAAAUUUUGUCAUACCAACAUUUCCAUUAUGUCUUAAAAUUACUUGUUUUCAAAUUGUUAAAAAUUAUUAAUGUGAAGUCCUUGAUGGCAAAUGUAUUAACAUCUUUAAAGCUACAUUGACAUAAUAAGCCAACAAAGUACAGCUCUUUGAACUAUUUCUGCAAAAGUAUGUAUUCAGACUGUAGCUUUUAAGUUUAACUGAACAUAUAACAGUCUACUAAGUCCUUCCAUAAAAUACCUUUGAAAGAUAAUGUGAAGCUGUCAGAUGAUUUACAAGUAUUUUCCUAUAUCGUGUGAACUGAGGUAAUAUGAUUGAAUGCUUUGCCUAACCAGUGGCUUUAGUAAUACCAUUUUCACAUAAACAUUUCUUAGUAAAGAAUAAUGUACUGCUGUGUUUCUAUUAUUAAAAGAAUUAAAUCUUGCCUAGUUGUAUUUAACUCAGUCAUACCUAUUUUUUCACAAAUAAAUAUGAAAGCAGAUAUUUUAAAACCAGGCGUUUCUAAAAUAUAUACACAUAACUGAAUUGAUUAAAUCAGGGUACAAAACACCUUUUCUUAGAGUUUUUCUUUUUUUAAUUUACUUCAUCCAAAACACUAACUGAAGCUUUAAAAGACAUACGUAUAUAAAAACACACAGACACAAGUCAAAGUGCUGAGUUGCCUGCCAUGUUGAGAACUGAGCACAUGCCUGCUAGGUAACCACUCAAAAGUAGAGUUACAAACUGCACUCCCACGAGCCAGUCUAACCCUGCUGUGUUUCACUUGGAGUGACUUCUCUAACAUGUUGUAAUUUGAAAAGCCUUAGGCUGGUAAUGGACUCCCCAGUAUGCCCCUACCUGCUAGAUUUCCUCUUUCUCGAUCUCGAUUACCCCAUUACUUUGUAUUUCCUACCGAGCCCCUGAAGACAUCUGAGUUGGAGACUCCAGAUUUAUAUCUGUGGUUAGAAAAAGUUUUUGAAUUUCAUGAUUUGUUAAUGUUGUAAUUACUUUGACAUCAUUUUACCGUGUGCAUUCUAAGUUGUUUUUACAUGUAAUUUCCUCAAUGUGGUGCUUUCACAAAGUAUUGAAUUGUUAAAACUGUAGCUGUAAUUUCUAAAAUUAUUUACAAAUAUUUUAUACUUUACAAUAAAAAUGUUUAAACAG
Echinops telfairi (small Madagascar hedgehog) is the source of this 3819-nucleotide messenger RNA. It is a transcript of the gene ABHD18, whose product is annotated as abhydrolase domain containing 18. Bases 177 to 1562 code for a protein of 461 amino acids. Lineage: Eukaryota; Metazoa; Chordata; Mammalia; Afrosoricida; Tenrecidae. The record is from RefSeq and is a predicted model, not a curated record. The transcript is spliced from 13 exons.